AUGGCUCCCAAUGAUUUGACAUCUAAGCGCUCCUUGCCGCUGCCUGAGUCAGCUCGCACCUUGGACCAACUCAACAAACGGUACAGUGUCGGCGGCAUCAACUCUUUGCCGGUUUACUUGGCCUCUGGCGAGGGGUCUCGCCUGAAGGACACUGAUGGCCGUGAGCUCAUUGACUUCAUCUGCGGAUUCAGUGCUAGCAACCUGGGACAGCGCCAUCCGCGUAUCCUCGAGGCGCAAAUCAACACAGCUAAGCAGAUCACGCUCGCCAACAUUGCUGGCCAGGCUGCGGGUUGGCCAAUCUUAGCAAAGCAGCUCUGUGAAAAGUUUGGUUACGACAGAGUCACAGCUAUGACGACCGGCUCGGAGGCUACUGACACGGCUUGCAAGCUGGCUCGUGGCUGGGGAGUAAGCGUAAAGAAGAUCGAUCCUAGUAAUGUCCUUGUUCUUGGAACAUCGGAGAACUACCAUGGCACGCUUUCUGGCGUCUGGCCACUGAUGGAGCCUGAGGCAGGCUGGGAAGAGUUUGCCACCUUCAGCAAGAACAUGACCAACAUAAAUCCCAAGACUGGCAAGGUACUUCGCUACCUGCACGCUGAGGACUACGCCGAGGUUUUUGAGCAGAUGCAUGAGCGUAUUGCCGCUGUCAUUAUGGAGCCACUCCACGGUCUUGCACGGUCGAUGGAUGAGGAGAUCAGCUUCUGCAUUAAGGUGCGCAAGCUGUGUAAAGAAUACAACAUUCUCUUUAUUGCUGAUGAGGUCCGGAUGGGCUCAUGCAAGACUGGCAAGUUCCUCAGCUCGGACUGGAUGGGCCCUGAAAACAAGCCAGACAUGGUGACAUUAGGGAAGUCAAUUUCUGGCGGCGCCUAUCCGACGUCGUACGUGCUUGGGCCCAACGAAGUCAUGAGCAAAAUGAAGCCAUACCAUUCCGUCAGCACCUUCUCCAUGUCGGCCAUGGCCGUCGCGGCCGUCCAGGCUGCACUGCGUGUGUAUGAGGAAGAGAAUCUACAACAACGGGCUCGGGACAUUCAGCAAAAGUGGGUUACGGAGACGUCUACCUGGAACUUUCCGUAUCUGAGAUACGCUCCUGGCUUCGGCGCCGACUUGAACCUGCUCCUGGACGAGGAGUAUCAGCGUCGCCCUGAGAACAUCUCGCCUCGUCGGCUGUCGUUGCUUUGCGUGAGUAAAGGAUUGCUUGUUUUCCCUGGACCCCACGGCCGGGUGCGACUGGGUGUGGCUCUGACGAUCAGCGAUGAAGCUCUCCUCAAGGGGUUUGAGAUCCUAAGGGAGGCGCUGGAAGAGCUACCUCUGUAUGGAGAUAUUGAGGGGUCUGAGGAGACAGCUGGGGCAUUUUAG
Molecule: messenger RNA, 1353 nt
Organism: Ilyonectria robusta
Lineage: Eukaryota; Fungi; Ascomycota; Sordariomycetes; Hypocreales; Nectriaceae
Product: ornithine aminotransferase
Exons: 5
Coding region: 1-1353 (450 amino acids)
Cellular component (GO): cytoplasm
Molecular function (GO): pyridoxal phosphate binding; identical protein binding; L-ornithine transaminase activity
Source: RefSeq, a predicted model, not a curated record